AUGUUAGAAUCCGCAACACUUUUAAACAUUGAUGAACCAAUAAUACAUGAACCUUAUUGUCCGAUUGAAUUUUGGAAUAUUAGCGAAAGGGCAGCAUCAGCUCUAUUAAAUACAAAUUAUGCAAUGGAAACAGCACAUUUUCAAAUUAAGGUUUUUUUUAAAAUUUUUUUGGGGAUUUUUUGGGAGGGGAAUCCUUUUUUUGUGGAAGAGGAAAUGUCUCUUUCUGGUAUAUUUUUGAGGGCAUUCUGAAGAUUGUUUGACACUUUAUUUUAAUCUUUCGAGUAAGAGGGAGAGGGUUCCGAAUAUUUUGGAGGAAUUUCUGAAUAUCAGCGAGACACUUUUUUUACUUUUUUUUCGAGGAAGGGGUUUUUUCCAAUUUUUGGGGAUAUUUGGGAGUUCUGAUCAGAAUUGAGUGUUCCUUUUUGCUUUUUUUUGGAGGGAGGGGGGGUGGUAUUUUUAAAAUUAUUUUUUGAGCUAACUAUGACAAUUUUUGUUACACUUUUUUCCUCUUUUUUGAGGCAGAGGGGAAGGUUU
Molecule: messenger RNA, 534 nt
Organism: Meloidogyne enterolobii
Lineage: Eukaryota; Metazoa; Nematoda; Chromadorea; Rhabditida; Meloidogynidae
Source: the annotation of a GenBank genome assembly